Messenger RNA from Podarcis muralis (Common wall lizard), 8303 nucleotides. RefSeq names its product REST corepressor 1 (gene RCOR1). The record is from RefSeq and is a predicted model, not a curated record. Gene Ontology annotation, cellular component: histone deacetylase complex; transcription regulator complex. Gene Ontology annotation, molecular function: transcription corepressor activity. Gene Ontology annotation, biological process: negative regulation of DNA-templated transcription; regulation of transcription by RNA polymerase II. NCBI's taxonomy places the organism in Eukaryota, Metazoa, Chordata, Lepidosauria, Squamata, Lacertidae.
CAAGGAGAGAGAGAGAGAGAGAGAGAGAGAGAGAGAGGAGGGGAUGAGCUUCAAAGUUCGAGGCUUCCUCUCAUUGCAGGGAAUUUCCCCCCCUUCUUCUUUGAAGGAAGGAGAGAGGAGAGAAGGGAGAUUGCAAUAAAAGCAGCCUCUGGGAAAAAGCUUUGCAAUUGCAGCUUGCUUCCCCUCCCCUUUCUUUGCCAAAAAAAGGGGGGAGGAAAAAAAUAAAAGAAAGCAGCACGCUCGUCUUCUGCUAUUCCCCCUUUUUCCUCCCUCUAAAUUCUGACUCUUUCCUUUUCACCUUCUCUCUAUCUCUCUAUCCCCCCCACCACCCUUCACACUCCUCCUCCUCCUCUUCUUCUUUCCUGUUUAUUUAUUUUUUUGCCUCCCCCCCCAACCCCCAAUGCCAGCCAUGAUAGAGAAGGGCCCGGAGAUCUCAGGCAAAAGAAGGGGCAGGAACAAUAAUGCCAGCAGCCAGGCGAGCGGCGCUGCUUCUCAGGGCGCCUCUGCCUCCGUCGCAGCCGGCAGCGCCAACAAUGGGAAUAAUAGUAAAAGUUUGGCAUCGGCGGCGGCGCCCAAUGGCAAUGGCAGCAGCGCCGCCAACUCUUGGGAAGAGGGCAGCUCGGGGUCUUCCAGCGAUGAGGAGCAUGGAGGAGGAGGCAUGAGAGUGGGACCCCAAUACCAAGCCGUCGUUCCCGACUUCGACCCUGCUAAACUUGCAAAGCGGUCCCAGGAGAGAGAAAAUCUUGGUAUGCUGGUCUGGUCGCCCAACCAGAAUAUUUCUGAAGCAAAGUUGGAUGAAUACAUCGCUAUUGCAAAAGAAAAGCAUGGCUACAACAUGGAGCAGGCCCUGGGGAUGCUAUUUUGGCACAAGCACAACAUUGAGAAGUCUCUGGCUGACCUGCCCAACUUCACCCCCUUCCCAGACGAAUGGACGGUUGAAGACAAAGUCUUGUUUGAGCAGGCUUUCAGUUUCCACGGAAAAACAUUUCACCGGAUUCAGCAAAUGCUUCCUGACAAAUCGAUAGCAAGCCUGGUUAAGUUCUACUACUCCUGGAAAAAGACGAGAACCAAAACGAGUGUCAUGGAUCGUCAUGCUCGGAAGCAGAAAAGGGAGAGGGAAGAAAGCGAGGAUGAAAUAGAAGAAGCAAAUGGAACUAACCCUAUCGAUAUCGAGGUUGAACAAAACAAGGAGAACAAAAAAGAGAUUUCUACUUUGCAGGUUCCCCUGGUGGAAACAGUUCCUCAGGUGAAGAAGGAAAAGCACAGUACCCAGGCAGCUAAGAACAGAGCCAAGAGGAAACCUCCCAAAGGAAUGUUCCUUUCUCAAGAAGAUGUGGAGGCAGUCUCCGCCAACGCGACAGCUGCUACCACCUUGCUGAGGCAACUGGAUAUGGAAUUGGUCUCCAUCAAACGGCAGAUUCAGAAUAUCAAGCAAACAAACAGCGCUCUGAAAGAGAAACUUGAAGGAGGAGUCGAACAAUAUCGGCUGCCAGAGGUUACGCUGAAAUGCAAUGCGCGCUGGACCACCGACGAGCAGCUUCUUGCUGUACAAGCCAUCAGGAAAUACGGUCGAGAUUUUCAGGCAAUCUCUGAUGUGAUUGGAAACAAGUCUGUGGUGCAGGUGAAGAACUUUUUUGUAAAUUACCGGCGGCGUUUUAACAUAGACGAAGUCCUACAGGAGUGGGAAGCAGAGCAUGGCAAAGAAGAGACGAACGGAACUAGUACGCAGAAACCCGUAAAGUCGCCAGAUAAUACCAUUAAAGUUUCUGAAGAAGAAGAUGAGGCAACUUCUGUUUUGGAUGUCAGAUAUACAUCCGCAUCAUGAGAAACUCAGGUAGCCUAGAACAAUGUUGAUGUUUUGACUACUGUUGGUUAUCCAUGAUAUCAGGUAUUAGCAAAGCCUCAAGACAGCCAUCAUAUCUCCGUGGACAAGCAGCUAUUACCAAAAAGAGAGAAGAGAGAAGAAGAAGAAGAGAACAAAUCACAAACCAAGGCAAAAACACUUCUGCUCCUGUGCUACAUUUGCCUUAAUUUUCUCCUCAUUCCUACAUACUGCCUCCAUUUGCUCUUAUGCAGUUCCUGGGACAAGCUCUCUGCCCUUCAACAGCACCCAACUUCAAAGCAUUAGCUUCUCCUUGAGCCAUCUACGCGCCGGCAUGCAAAAAACCUCUUACCAGCCAGCUCUCCUCCCCCUCCUGCUCCUCCCCACGCUCAGAGGUUGACCCCUAAAACCAGGGACCUUUCUAAAACUUGCUCCCUAGUAGUAUGUAUUUCUGUACGGCCUUGUGUGGUUUCAGCUUACUUUAUGGCGUAAUCAUUAUUCUUCUUACAGUGACAUUUUAAAAUCUUUUUCUUUUUCUUUAAAAAAAAUUAUAUACAUACAUAUAUAUAUAUAUGAAUGAACUCUCCAUCAAAAAGAUGUGUUGAGCAUGUGCUAGGUUGGCCCGGUGACUUCUCUGAAGUCAGGGGACCUAGCAAGUAGGUAGGAUUUCAGGGCUGCAAGCGGUAGACCAUCCGCCUCCUAGCACAUGCAGAAGCUGUAUUCUGCUCCUUUUUAUUUUUAAAGAAAACUCCGUUCUUUAUUGUGAUUUCUAUUAUCGUCAUUAUUAUUGUCGUAAUGGACCUUCUUACUUAGUGCAAAAGGGAAUGUGCAGCCUAUAACCUGCUUUGGAACAAUCUGUUGGUCGAUCGAUGUAUGUGCACCCAAACACCCGUGUUCUUUCAUUAUAACCUCCCAGCGAAUGCUGACACAGCUGAGUUCCUUUGACCGUCUUAAGGGGUUAGGGCAAAAGCAGCAGCCUUUGCCAUUCGCUCCAGGGUUCUUCUGCAUCUGUUUGAUACUUCUGUCGUCUUAAGGAAGGGACUUUGCGCCCCACCGAAGUGAACAGAGGCUGCACAGUCUCUGCGCUUGGCAAAUGGCUUGCUUGGCCAUGACAUUGCGAUGCAAAUUAGGAUAGAGAGCUUCAGUCCUUUAAAAUGUGUGUUUGAAGAGAGGGGACACACACCCUGUCCCCUUUCUCCCACCCCAAGAGCUCCUUCAAGCUGCUGUCGCUUAGUUCCUUCCAACACGCAGAGCCCAGCUGUGUGGCAAAGGCCGUUGUAGCAAGUUCCACUUCCUAGGAGCUGGGAUGGAGCUGGCUUGAGGAAGAGAGGUUGGAGGUUCCUCCUCCUUAGACUUCUGAACUCGGCAGUAUGGAGGCGGCGUGGGUACCAAAGGAGCCCUUCAGCUGAAAGAUGUAGGACGUAGCGUUCUUAAAUAUUUUCAUUAGCUGUAAUAACGAUGCAAAAUUAAAUAAUUUUAAUCAGGGAUGUCCAGGGGUUAAUUUAUGUGCGCGUGUUUUUAGUUGACUUCAUUGCCACAGUACCCUUAACGUAGAAAUCAAUUUCAAAUAAAGUUGCAACCUCAAUAUGCACGGCUUUUUGAGACGCUGAGGGCGAAGGGGGGGGGGUUAAUUUGCAAUUUAAUAAACCUACCGCUCGUUGGACGGAAAAAGAGCUAUCUUUAAUACUUUUCUCUUACCAUGCCCUUUUUUACGGCAGCAGCUGCAAAUGUACAUGUGUGCCCUUCGCUGGUAGUCACGCUGAAUUUAAAAUUUGCCUCUGCCUUCUAAAGUUGACACACACAAACCCUGCCUACGAACUAACCUGCCGAUCAAAGCUUGCUGUCCUAAGACACGUUCUGUUUGGUACACCAAACGCCACUGCAAAUAUAUGGGGGAACAGGUCUUCUAGUAAUAACCCUUGUUUCCUGAGGUAAUGUAAACGCCUUAUUUUUGGAAGGGUCUGUCCCUUCUGUUUUGAUAAUUAAAAAUAUAUGCAGUAAAAGCACAAGAGGUGGCUUAUUCCUUACGACAUGCAUUAGCCAGUGUAAGCAUUUUAACCAUUGUGGUGUACUUAGGUGGCUCUGAAGCUUUUUAAAAAUAUAAUAAUAAUAUAACAGUAAUAAUAACUGGGGACUUCUACUAUGCAUGAGAAGGCAGAACUGCACUUUAUCAUAAUUUUCAGUGGCUGAGCUGAAACCACAAGGGAAUUGCAAUCGGCUGGUAGACAAAUUUCAUUGAAAAUAAUAGCCCAACCAGCUGCCCAUUUUGCCCUGAUUGCAGGGAUGAAGGACCUUGUGGUCCUUCAGAUGGUGUUGGACCUUAGCUCCCAUCAUGCCUGACCUUGCUGGCUAGGGCUGAUGGGAACUGUAGUCCUGCCAAAUGUGGCAAGCAACAGGUUCCUCGGGUCCCUAGCAUAGCGGAUCCUGAACAGCCAAGAUCAAGACUAAUUCUAGCCACUUGGAAGCACCUUUUAAACAAGACUUGCUUCAUAGCAGCUGCCUGAUGGUGAAAUGUUGGAGAAGUCGAGAUAUAUAAUGUUGCUUGUUUUCUUAUCCAGGGUUCAAAACAAGAGGAGAAUACAUAGAUAACACCAAAAAUCAUGAAGAAACAAUAAAGCUUUUUGAAAAACAACGCCAGCUAGUCUACUGAGGAACAGGGAAAUUGAAAAACACUAGUGCGCAAAUGACAAAAUCUUGGCCUCCUUCCUUUGCUCCUAAGUGACACCUCCUUGUGCCUGAGCUAUCUCAUCUAGAUUACGAUCUCUGGGAACCAUUUCUUCCCCUUCUUUAAAUCCUCACCUAUCCAUAUUGAAUUGAGUCUGUUCCCUGCCAGGCAAGCUUGUAGAAAGUAGCUGCUUCCAAGAGACGUGGUGAAGAAUAAUUGGCGUGUUUUAACAAUGUUCUACAUUGAAAAGGUUAUGGGUUUGGAUUUCCACCUAGUAAUUUAUUUAUUUUUAAAAACAACAACCCUGGCCUGUCCUUUUCAAAAAAAUCGAGCCACAGCACUAGGCAGUGUGCAAUUUUAUAUUUUUAAAGAAAAUCUAUGUAAAUGUUUUAUAUUAAAUUAGCAAAGGAUAUAAUAGCCAGGUUGGUUUGAACGGUCUGCCUCAAAUCCAUACUGUCGGAGAGCUGAAAGGUAUGAUCAUGUGAUGAAUAUGUUGCUGGACAUUUGAGAUUGCUGGUUGGGAGAGAUUUGAAGACUCUUCCACGUAGAGAACUUUCAUGCCAGAGAGUGAGGCCAGAACAUGUUAAGAUUGUAUCUCUAGGGAGCAUUUAUGUUGAGUAACCUCUCCUCUACAGCUGAAGUGGUACAGUCUUGACAGUGGACCUACUGAUCAUGUGGUUUAACUCAGAGUACAAGCCUGUUUCACUGUUCCCUUCAGCAAGCCUACCAAACAUUAUCAGAAAAAGAUCGGGUUUUGGCUUGAUCCCUAUCCCAGGAAGAGAAAUCAUGUCUUUGCCUCUUCAUGAUUACCUUAUUGUAAACCUGAAUACAAUAAAACAUGUAUUCCCCUCCCCACCAAUAAAACAUGAAUUCCCCUCCCCACCAUUAAUUGAAUAUCACCUGCAACUGUUCCAGUAUGAAACGGGGGAAAUAUUAACUUUCGGUUGUUUUCUUUGUUUCAUAGUCUUGUCUCCUAUAUGGAAAAGCUUAACCUUUCAGUUCAAGCAUUCACGUUCCGAGGCACCACGUUCUGAUUUAGAAAGGUCCACAAAGAUUGCUACAUAUUACAUGUAAUAUUUGCUUAAAUUUUGUUUCCUUAAACUAUCAGUGUGGAUGUUAUAAUUAUAUAUAUUUUGUGGAAGAUGGGAAGUUUUCGUUUCCUUCUAAGUAUAAGUUAUUGUGCAACGACGGCUUCGUUACGACAAAAAGUGGUACUUUUUUAUUAAAAAAAGACUUUUAGUUUUAGAAAUCUUAACAAAUGUACACAUGCGCCAUAAUUUUACGUUUGUUCUAUUUAAUUUCUAAGUAUAGUUGUGUAACAUGCCAGUACAUUUUUCUCCCCAUUUCUUCCCAACCUGCUCUGCUUAUCCAUCAGGAGGCCUUGUUUAUUUGAAUAUUGUAUCCUAACUGGUCUGAAACAUGGCGAUCGAACUCUUUAAUCUAGAGCCAAGGGAAGACGAGAUAUUUGCAAGAGACGUUGUACGUUGAACUUAACACAGCUUAGGGAAAUGUUGUACAAUCAUAUGCUCAGCAGCAGCUACAACUGGCAAAGCAGCCAUAAGGGUUGCCCUCGUACAUAUUUCAGGGAUUUAUUUCGUUUUGUGGGGGUGUUUUUGCAGUUUCCCCCCUUUGAAACGCAUCUGUGUGUUGAGGAGAGGGAGGGAAUUGUGGCCCUUGGCCCCAAUCCCUGACCUUCAUGCAGCUCCUCCCCAUCCCUGUUUUCCAGGGGUUGGCAGAAUGUGUGCAAAAGGCCUUAUGCUCAUGCACAGAUCUAUGGAGUCUUCAGUGUGAGUAGGGACCUUGCACAGCCAGGCUCUUUGAUCAUGCGGAUAGAAGCCAUCUGUGUAUAGACGCCCUUUUCAUACAUUCUGCUGAAGACGCCAUUUUAACUGCUCUUCCACUCCAUGUAGUCAGCAUAUGCAUGGAGGGAAGGUGGAGCAGAAGGUCAGUCUCUGCCUUCUAGUCUACUAGUUGUCUGGCAACCUGCCUUGCAAUACCGCCCAGGAAGUCAGGGGUCUCCUCCACGCAGCUCCCAGAAAGGUCAGGUAGGACCAGAGAACCGAUGGCGCCCAUCCUCGAUCCUGGAGGUGAUAAUUUUGCCCUCCUGUUCCACAGCCCCAAGCGGCCCACUGCAAAGAUGUACCAGGAAUUCCAAACAGCAUGAUCUCUGUUCCAAUGCCAGACAACACCGUGUUCAAACGUUCUGAUAGAUGAGUCGCUGAGUCCCAUGCAUGGUGUUUGCAGUGGCCUCCUGGCAGGGAUUGAUGUAUGGGGUUGCUGUUUUUCUCAGAAGCUUAAUCCCAUGUGAAGUAGUUUGUCAUGUGGCAUUGGUAGGCCAGGGAACGGAUGCCAUUUGAGAAGAAUCAAAGGAAAAAAAAUAUAAGGCUCGCUUGAGUUCCAGAAAUGACAUUGGCUGUUGCGUGCAUCUUGAAGUUGGGUAAAAAUGGUAGCAAGUAUUUUACAACUUUUUUGAGGGAAAGAGGAGGGAUCUAUCCUCAAAUCGCCAUCCUAGCCAGCAGUUUUGUUACUAUUUACGGCUAAAAUAUGUCCGUUGUCAUUUAACUCUUGGCUUUCGUUUAGAUUCUCUCACACACUGCAUGUUGUGUACCAGAUAUGAUCCAAGCAUUGGUUUGAAAUAACCUGAUUUCCUUGCAGUAUAGACGGGUGUAAAAGGCUUUACUAAUUUUGGAAGUUUCCGUUUUAAAAUGGCAAAGUUUAAUCCUCCUGGGACAUUUUAAAAACUUGAACAAGGUAAAAACAAAAUCAGUGUCCCUGUUUUUAUGAGUUUCAAUUAGCUGUAGUCUGUGUUUUUAGCUUGUCAAAACCGAGCCAUCUUGUGCAGUGCCCUAGAACAGUGUUCCCCAAUCUUGGGGCUCCAGCUGUUUUUGGACUACAACUCCCAUCAUCCCUCGCUAGCAAGACCAGUGGUCAAGGAUGAUGGGAAUUGUAGUCCAAAAACAGCUGGAGGCCCAAGGUUGGGGAACACUGCCCUAGAAUACCUGAGCCCCCUUCGGCUACUCCCCGAAAAAAAAUGCUGCUUUUUGUGUGUGUGUCUCUGGGCCACAUCCCACUUGCAAUUAUGAUGAUGCAUAGCCUCCAUUCGUUUCAGUGGUGCUUGAGCUGGAAUCCUUUCCUUGCAAGCAUCCCUGAAACAGAAGCAGCACCUGUUGGAUAGCUGCCUCUGUGGGCAGCAAAGCACAAUUAGCAGCGAAAGCGACAGUUCUGAAGAGAGAAUGUCAGUAUAUGUCUGGGCAUGUUGUAUAUUAAUGAGUGUUUACAUUCAUAUUCUCCUCAAAUUUAAAUUUAUACUGGAGUGUAUAGUUAUUCCAUUAUGUAGAUUUUAUCAAUUUUGUUAAAUUCUCAUAGACCGCUUACAAGGUCGAUCCCCUCCCCUUCCCCCCGGACUUUCUGAUGAUUAAGGUUAAGUUUGCAAAUAUAAUAAAAUUCUGUAUUAGCCUUUGAAGUGAUACAAUUAUGCAUCAGGGGUAGGUUUGUUUUUUUUAAAGUAUGUAUUGAUAAUGCUGUUGUAAGUAAUAUUAUUCAUCUCUCUCUCUCUUUUGUUGCCUGUUUAUUUCCCUCCCUGCACAUUAUUUAGUACACUUAACUGUGAUGAAUGGUAAUAGAAUUAUAAAACUGCUUAGCCACUGAAAAUAAUAGUUUUUCCUCCCCUACCCCUUGAAUUAUCAUUUUACUGUAAGAGGAAUUAUGGCGGGGAGGGGAACUUGUGAUUCUUUUCUGAAACUCUGCACAGUUCAUUUUUCUAUUAUUUCCAAUGUUUGCUGACAUGAAAUUAAAAAAACAAAAAACAAAACUCAA